Ipomoea nil (Japanese morning glory) is the source of this 570-nucleotide messenger RNA. RefSeq lists its product as uncharacterized. Lineage: Eukaryota; Viridiplantae; Streptophyta; Magnoliopsida; Solanales; Convolvulaceae. The transcript has 2 exons. The record is from RefSeq and is a predicted model, not a curated record. Bases 85 to 432 code for a protein of 115 amino acids.
UAAGUGGCGAUAGUAUCUUCCACUUAUUUAUUUGCUUCCCUUUCUUCUUUCUUUUCCGAUCCGAUACGGUAAGGCAGUGACACCAUGGACGGCGGUGACAAGGCGGCGUUUUGCAAGUGCGACGAUGGCUGGACUUGCACCAUAACUAAGACCACCGAUCCAUCCAAGUCCGGCAAGCCUUUCUCCAGCUGCUCCGGCCCUUGCUCCUGCUCCAUCAAGGCGACUGAGCCGCUGAGCGAGGAAGAGUUAAAGCAGGCGCGGGAGGGGUCGCCGCCGGCGAACUCCAAGGUCUUCUGCGUGUGCCCGGAAGGGUGGUCGUGCGUGGUUCCAAAGACUGCCGGCCCCGACGCCGGCAGGAUUCAGUUCGAGUGCGGCGAAGGUUGUGCCUGUGUCGUCGGAGAAAACGACGCUGUCAAAAUUGCUUCUGUCUAAUAUAAUAUUAUAUAUAUUAUUGCGGGCUUAGCAAUCUUUAAGGUGUGUUUGCUUUUUCCGGUGGGUUAGUAUCUCUUUCCUGCCAUUAUUAUGUACCUACGAAUAAUAAGAUGAGCUCUCAGCCUAGUUGUUAGUUCA